CCCUCUAAUGGCUUUGCCCUGGAAGAAGCACGUCCCAACUCUAGCCUGAAGCAGCUCUCCCCAGGAUGAGAAAUGCUGCCCUCCUCAUGGCCAGGGCAACAAGCCUUCGCCUCAGCCUGUUCCUUCUGCUCUCCUUCCUGCCGGACCUGGACCAAGGAGUGAGAGCCAAGGAACUAAGGUUUGUGACAUUGGUUUUUAGGCAUGGAGACCGAAGUCCUAUUGAAACCUUUCCUAACGAUCCCAUUAAGGAAUCCUCAUGGCCACAGGGAUUUGGCCAACUCACUCAGUUGGGCAUGGCACAGCAUUAUGAACUUGGAGAGUAUAUAAGGAAACGUUAUGAAAACUUUUUGAAUGAAUCUUAUAAACAUGAACAGGUUCAUGUUCGAAGCACGGAUAUUGACCGGACUUUGAUGAGUGCUAUGACAAACCUUGCAGCCCUAUUUCCCCCAGAGGGUAUCAGCAUUUGGAAUCCCAGCCUACCCUGGCAGCCCAUCCCAGUGCACACAGUCCCUGUUUCUGAAGAUCAGUUGCUAUACCUACCUUUCAGGAACUGCCCUCGUUUUCAAGAACUUCAGAGUGAGACUUUGAUAUCAGAAGAAUUCCAGAAGAGGCUACAUCCUUACAAGGAUUUUAUAGAAGUCUUGCCAAAACUUACAGGAUACCAUGACCAGGAUCUUCUUGGAAUUUGGAGUAAAGUCUACGACCCUUUAUUUUGUGAGGGCAUUCAUAAUUUCACUUUACCCUCCUGGGCAACAGAGGACACCAUGACUAAGUUGAAAGAAAUAUCAGAAUUGUCCCUUCUGUCCCUCUAUGGAAUUCAUAAGCAGAAAGAAAAAUCUAGAUUGCAGGGGGGUGUCCUGAUCAAUGAAAUCCUCAAUCACAUGAAGAGUGCAACUCAGCCAUCAAACCACAGAAAACUCAUUAUGUAUUCUGCACAUGACACUACUGUGAGUGCCCUGCAGAUGGCGCUAGAUGUUUACAACGGAAUCCUCCCUCCCUAUGCGUCCUGCCACAUGAUGGAAUUGUACUUCCAGGAGGGUUCUAAGGAUCAUCCUUGCCAUCAUCUUUUGCCUGGUGUCUGGUGUCCUAAUGGUGCUGCUGUUUAUCCUCAUCCGCCAUGGGCCCUGCUGGCAGAGAGACUCCUAUGGAAACAUAUGAACAGAUGGCUGAAUAAGAGCAGACAUGCCAGGCCAACCCCCUGUGAUGCAGCAUUCAGAGGACAGGCUUCCACACUGUGGGCAUUGUGCUGCCCUUUGAAUUUGCCUAGAGAAGAGUCUGAAUUCACAGCAACUCAGGGACAGCCACCCGAUGCAUUGAUGAAUUAACACCCAGAUUACUUAGGUCUUCUCAUUGUUGAACUCAUCCUGGUACAGGCUUCUCAUUCAGCUAGAAGGAAAUACUUCUGCAACAGAUAAUUGUAUUCUCUGGCACCAAUGUCCAGAGUAAAAUAAGAAGUGAAACUCCAAUCAGCAUUUUGCCUCCAAAGAGCAAAAAAUUACAAGGGAUGACAAAGACACAGAUUAAAGAUUUGAUAAUG
Molecule: messenger RNA, 1537 nt
Organism: Cervus elaphus (red deer)
Lineage: Eukaryota; Metazoa; Chordata; Mammalia; Artiodactyla; Cervidae
Gene: ACP3
Product: acid phosphatase 3
Exons: 10
Coding region: 66-1325 (419 amino acids)
Biological process (GO): lysosome organization; dephosphorylation
Cellular component (GO): plasma membrane; lysosome
Molecular function (GO): acid phosphatase activity
Source: RefSeq, a predicted model, not a curated record